CCGAGAGAGAGCUGUCGAAUACUUGUACGACGGUAUUCUGGACUUUUCCAUCCGUACCUGCGCUGCAGCCCUUGCCAUUAUCGUCGCCACUUACAUUACGGGGGUGGCAUUCUCAUACAGUUCUCUUAGGCAGGUCAGUACAUUAUUUUUUUUAUCUUGGAACAGGUUUGUGGUCCCCAAAAUUAACAUCAUCAUUAAUCAAUCAUGAUGAAACACACCAGAAAUACAUUUUGGUAACAUGCGAGUGAGUUCCUUAAAUUUAUUGCUAUUGAUCAUUACAACAAACACGAUGAGCUACACAUCCCCAUCAGAGACGACUGGAAGAAUGGUCCCCUAAUAAAGACACAAUAGGAGUCGGAAUCUACGAACGCAGAAUGAAAAUGAAAAUUUCCUUUUAAUUGGACAAGUUGUCGAUCGUAAUCGAUCACAGCGCUACUAUAAGUAGCAAGGCAAGAAAUCUAUUAAGAUACAAAAGCGCCCACAAAAUAGCUUGCAAAAAUUCUUUAAGAGGCAUGAUCGAACCAGAAAAUUCUUAGUGGGGUGUCUAACUCUCUUGCCAAAGCUGCCAAUCAGCAGACCUAGGAAGCAACGAUUGGAAUGCCGGAAGGAAACAAUGAAUGGAAAUUUUGCCAAGAAGGGCGUAUGAAACGGGAGACCUCUCCUAUCUGUCAUUGAUAACAACAACGUUGAUGUAACCGGCGGACAAUUAUAGUUUUUUUAGCCCGACAUGUUUGAAAAACGCCAAUUCCCUUUUUUGUAAUUUUAUUUUAUACAUUCGUCUUGCUUUGGCAGACGUUCAAAAUGCGCAAAGAAUUUCUGGAGAAGACGCUGAACCAGGACAUCGACUGGUACGCCCUUGCCAUUAUCGUCGCCACUUACAUUACGGGGAUGGCAUUCUCAUACAGUUCUCUUAGGCAGGUCAAUAUAUUAUUUUUUUAUCUUGGAACAGAUUUGUGGUUCCCAAAGUUAACAUCAUCAUCAAUCAAUUAUCAGACAGGUAAUAAAACACACCAGAAAUACAUUUUGGUAACAUGCGAUUGGGUUCCUUAAAUUUAUUGCUAUUGAUAAUAUCCAAAUUGAUCAUUACAACAAACACGAUGAUACACAUACACAUCCCCAUCAGAGAAGAUUGGAAGAAUGGUCCUCUAAUAAGAACACAAUAGGAGUCGGAAUCCACGAAUAUAGAAUGAAAAUGAAAAUUUCCUUUCCAUUGGACAAGUUUUGGGUCAUAAUCAAUCACAGCGCUAUUAUACAUACCAAGGCAAGAAAUCUAUCAAGAUACAAAAGCGCCGACAAAGUAGCCUGCGAAAACUUUUUAAGGGGUAUGAUCGAACCAGAACGUUCUUAGUGGGGUCUCUAACUCCCUUGCCAAAGCCUGCAAUCAAGGAAUGGAACGAAACUACUCAUAGGCAAUGAAAACCUGAUCCGCCAGCGAAUUACCCUAAAACCCAUAUGCCAAAUUGGCAGCAGACGUAGGAAACCACGAUUGGAAUGCCGGGCGUAUGAAACGGGAGAGUUUAUCCAGGACGUUCAAAAUGCGCAAAGAAUUUCUGGAGAAGACGCUGAACCAGGACAUCGGCUGGUACGACCAGAAUCAAACGGGCGACUUCGCCAGCGUAAUUACGGACAACAUUCCCAAAAUCGAAGAAGGCAUCGGUGACAAAGUCGGCACGUGCCUCUUCUUCUUCUCCACUUUCGCUUCGGGUCUUAUAUGGGCUCUGAUCAAGGGCUGGAAACUGGCUUUGGUCUGUUUAGCGGCGUUUCCCAUUCAGCUUUUAGUGAUGGGCGUGAUAAGUUGGCUGUCCGCUAAAUACUGUAAACAAGAGAUGCAAGCUUACAGUGGGGCGGGUUCUGUUGCCGAGGAGGUACUCAGCUCUAUUAGAACAGUAGUGGCGUUUGAGGGGCAAGAGAGAGAGUGCAAAAGAUACGAAACAUACGUGAAAGAAGCCAAAGACAAUAACAUGAAGAAGUGUCUGUUUAACGCCAUCAAUCAGGGUUUCAUUUGGUUCUUGACAUACUCGUGUUACGCGCUUGCCUUUUGGUAUGGUAUCGGACUGGUGAUCGAAGAACGCGCAAUACCGAUUGAGCAGCGGGUAUAUACUCCCGGUAACAUGAUAGGGGUAUUCUUCGCUACGUUGAUAGCCACCUGGAACUUUGGUAACAUCGCUCCGUUCCUGGAAGUGUUCGGUAUGGCUCGGGGGGCAGCCGUCAAGGUGUUCUCCAUCUUGGAUAGUAAGCCGCUCAUUCAUAAGAAAGAAAACGCUGGCAAGAAACCCAACUUCAAGUCUGAUGUGGUGCUGCGCAACGUCGGGUUCAGGUACCCCUCGAGGUCAGAAAUACAGGUGCUGAGAGGCGUUAAUCUGCAAAUUAAGUUUGGGGAGACGAUCGCUCUGGUGGGUCACUCGGGUUCCGGCAAAUCUACCAUUAUCCAGCUACUCCAAAGGUUCUACGAUCCGAGUUCGGGAUGCAUCUUAAUAGACGGUGUGAAUUUGAAACAAGUUAACUUGAGUCACCUGCGAAAAAACGUAGGAGUGGUUAGUCAAGAGCCGUCGCUGUUCGCUACAACGAUAGCCGAGAACAUACGUUACGGUAAACUCAACGCCAGCACCGAAGAAAUCGUACGGGCUGCGAAGAAGGCGAACGCCCAUAGGUUCAUUCAAAAUUUGCCUAACGGCUACCAGACCCUUAUCGGCGAAAGAGGGGCGCAACUCUCCGGAGGUCAGAAGCAGCGCAUCGCCAUAGCCAGAGCUCUUAUCAAACACCCUAGUUUAUUGCUUCUCGACGAAGCCACAUCCGCUCUCGAUACCGAGAACGAGGCCGAAGUACAAAUGGCUCUGGAUUCGAUCGACUACACGUGCACUAAAAUUGUGGUGGCUCAUCGGUUGUCGACCAUCAGGAACGCCGACAGAAUUAUAGUUUUCGAUCAAGGUCGCGUCGUGGAAGAAGGUUCCCAUCAGCAAAUGAUGGAGGCUAAGGGGGCGUAUUCUAAAAUGAUCAACUCCCAAGGGUAUACCGAAUUAAAUAGAGAAGACGACAAAAUCAAUGAGGUCCAAACAAGGAAAUCCUCCAGAGUUAAGAGCAUGACCUUCAGUUCUCACAGUGGCUACGGCAGUGAUUCAGACGACGCGGAUACCGAAGUUGUCGAGGAAGAAACUGAAGAGCUGAGCUCCUUCCAGGUUAUUACCAAAAUCUUAAAGACAAACUCCCGCGAAUGGUUGGCCCUUUCAGCUGGUUGUCUGGCGUCGGUUUUGAACGGUGCAUCCUUACCCAUAUAUGGUUUAGUUUUCGGGGACAUACUGGGAGUGCUUGUUGUCGUGGAUGACGAGCUGCUUAGGUGGCAGGCCAAUCAAUUUUGCUUAUAUUUUCUCUAUCUUGGGAUAGCCACCGGAAUAUCUAUGUUCCUACAGUUUUUCGCUUUCGGAUACGCGGGAGAAAUCUUAACGUACCGCUUGCGGAACUGGACGUUCGAGGCGAUGCUCAAACAAGAAAUGGCGUGGUUCGAUAGGAAAGAGAACGGAGUAGGAGCGUUGUGCGCCCAACUCUCCGGAGAUGCGGCUAGCGUUCAAGGAGCUGGAGGUUCGAGGAUUGGUAUAAUAAUAAACUCCCUGUCUACUUUGGCUCUUUCCAUCAUCUUCGGCAUGUAUCUCGAGUGGAGGUUGACCCUGGUCGUCCUGGCGUUCUAUCCCCUGAUACUUUUCUCGAUGUACUAUGAGCGAAAGUCGAUCCAAUCGGACUCCACCAAGACCCAAAAGUUGCUCGAGAAGUCCGCAAAGGUUGCAGUUGAGGCCAUUGAAAACAUCAAAACGGUGAAAUCUCUUGGCUGCGAACACAUAUUUUGCGACGCCUACAACGUAGAGCUCUCAAUCUGUAUUAAGAUGGGGUUCAAGAGAUGCCACCUGCGCGGAUUUAUCAUGGGAUGCGCACGCAGUCUGAUGUUCACCUACGCAGCCGGACUCACUUAUGGGUCCAGGCUCGUCGUGGUUGCUCACGUCGACAGCGCGACCAUUUUCAAGGUUCUGGAGGUUAUUAUAUCGGGAUCAUGGUCGAUAGGGAACGCGCUCACCUUUUCUUCGAAUAUGCAAAAGGGUUUAACCGCCGCAGCGAGGAUUUUCCACCUAAUCAAACGUAUACCAGAAGUCCGAAACGAACCAGAGGCAGACAAAGCGGAAUGGGACAAGGGGUGCGUGGAAUUUUCAAAGGUUCAUUUUUCUUACCCUACUAGACCCUCAGUGCAGGUGCUUGAUGGUAUUGACCUGUCGAUAAUGGAAGGAAAAACAGUAGCUUUAGUAGGAGCUAGCGGAUGCGGAAAGUCUACAAUUAUCCAGCUUCUGGAGAGGUUUUACGAUCCCACAUACGGCGACGUAUUGGUAGACAGGGACGACAUCAAACACGUGACUUUGGAAUCGCUUAGGUUCCAUCUGGGUAUCGUGUCGCAGGAACCCAAUCUUUUCGACAGAACGAUAGCGGAGAAUAUCGGUUACGGCGUGCGGAAUCGGAGCGUGAGGAAGAAGGAGAUUGAGUUGGCGGCGAAGGCGGCCAACAUUCAUAACUUUGUCGCCAGUCUCCCGCUGGGCUAUGAAACGCGUCUGGGUUCAAAAGGCACGCAGCUUUCCGGAGGUCAGAAGCAGAGGAUUGCUAUAGCGAGAGCGUUGCUGAGGAAUCCGAGGAUUUUGCUUCUCGACGAGGCCACGUCAGCGUUAGAUAACGAAAGCGAGAAGAUUGUGCAGGAAGCCCUGGAUAAUGCUAGACAAGGACGGACGUGUAUCACGAUAGCUCACAGAUUGACGACUAUCCAAGCGGCUGAUUUGAUAUGCGUCCUCAAAGAGGGAAAAAUCGCCGAGACGGGCACCCAUACGGAGCUACUCGAGAGGAAGGGAUUGUACUUUGACUACUAUAAGCUUCAGUCCGGUCAGGGUUAAACGACUCGCUAACUCGGCCAUGUGGCGGCGCUGAUGAGUAGUUUCAUUUAAUAGAAAACCCCUAUUUAAUAGAUUCUUAUUGUAUUUGAACAACACAGUUUACCUUCUGCAAUUUUUAAACAAAUCGUCCGGCAUAUGAUGAAAAUGAUCAACGAAAAAAUCUGUCCCUAAUUUUAAUCAAAAUUUAUUUAGUUUUUACAAUUAAAAUAAUACUCCAAGCUUGCGCCAGACUUUUUUUA
Molecule: messenger RNA, 5158 nt
Organism: Cylas formicarius (sweet potato weevil)
Lineage: Eukaryota; Metazoa; Arthropoda; Insecta; Coleoptera; Brentidae
Product: ATP-dependent translocase ABCB1-like
Exons: 18
Coding region: 1503-4919 (1138 amino acids)
Biological process (GO): transmembrane transport
Cellular component (GO): membrane
Molecular function (GO): ATP hydrolysis activity; ATP binding; ABC-type transporter activity
Source: RefSeq, a predicted model, not a curated record